AUGCCGGCGAAAAAGCGUGCGCCACGUAUGAGACAUAAUUAUGAAGUAGCACCGGGAGUUAUGCGAUUUUCUGCUGCGCGAAUGUACGCAAAACGCGGUGCGUACGCCAAGAAACCAUAUCCUGCUGUAAGAAAAAAAGUAGAACGCAAAGCAAAGGUUAUUGUGAAACCGAUUGGAGGCGAUAAGAAUGGCAAAGAGCGAAAAGUUCUUGUCAAGAAGGGGCCGAAAUAUCUGAAAGAAGUUAUAACCACCCGGCGAGUAAAGCGGUCCGUAAAGAAAGUAGCAUUGCGACCAUCGAUCACUCCCGGUACCGUUCUAAUAAUACUUGCUGGACGACACAAGGGCAAGCGUGUCAUAUUUUUGAAACAACUGGAAAAAUCGGGCCUUCUGCUUGUGACAGGACCAAUGAAACUGAAUUCCACUCCACUACGACGCAUAGCGCAGGCUUUCGUAAUUGCAACGAAGACAAAAAUUGACAUAUCAGGAUUGAAAGUCCCACAGCACAUUGAUGAUGCCUAUUUUCGGAGGUUCAAUUCUAAAAAAGCACCAAAGAAAGGCGAUGCCAAUAUAUUUGCGCAAGGAACAACCGAGUACACUGUGUCGGAUCAGAGGAAAGCAGAUCAGAAAACUGUAGAUAGCGUGGUGCUAGAAGUGAUUCGGAAACAUCCAGAAAAAAAAUAUCUUUUUGGUUAUUUGGGCUCCAGAUUCGCGUUGGGUAAAAAUCAAUUUCCUCAUCAGAUGUUGUUCUAA
This is a messenger RNA of Cercopithifilaria johnstoni, 750 nucleotides long. The record is from the annotation of a GenBank genome assembly. Lineage: Eukaryota; Metazoa; Nematoda; Chromadorea; Rhabditida; Onchocercidae.